Molecule: messenger RNA, 2055 nt
Organism: Branchiostoma belcheri (Belcher's lancelet)
Lineage: Eukaryota; Metazoa; Chordata; Leptocardii; Amphioxiformes; Branchiostomatidae
Product: laccase-4-like
Exons: 7
Coding region: 1-2055 (684 amino acids)
Biological process (GO): iron ion transport
Cellular component (GO): plasma membrane
Molecular function (GO): copper ion binding; oxidoreductase activity
Source: RefSeq, a predicted model, not a curated record
AUGCCAGGGCCCAGGAUCCUCCGUCCCGGUUUGGCUGCCUUGCUGUGUAUGAUGUUAGCGCUGUCAGUAGGAGGGGAGAUAUGUCAGGACGCCGUGUGCAGCUAUCGGUUUGUCGUCAGGCGGGCGCGAACCAUGACUCACACCCGGACACUGCCGAAUGGUUGGAAACAAAACAACCAGGUCUCAAUCACACACGACGGCCAUCUUGAACUCUUCACAACAUUGACCCUUGACCGUAAUCGUGACGUCAAUGGCACACGUGUUUCAUCAGAUGACGUCAUCACAGCUGACGGUGUACAGAGAAACGUCAUCCUGGUGAACGGCCAGUUCCCAGGACCAGCUAUAGAAGUCAUGGAAGGAGCACAGAUAGCUGUCACUGUUGUCAACCAACUUAUGAUGGACGCCAUCACCAUCCACUGGCACGGUUUGCACAUGCGCAAUACACCGUGGAUGGACGGCGUCCCAUCCGUCACGCAAUGUCCCAUCAUGCCUCACGAGAGCUUCACCUACCGGUUUGCUGCGUUCCCUGCAGGGACGUUCUACUACCACUCCCACAUGAGCAGUCAGAUGGCGGACGGACUGUUUGGUGCUCUCAUCAUACAUAGCAGCAACCCUCCCAUACCUUCCGUCCCCCUCUUGUUUAAUGACUGGUAUCACGAGGAAGCGGAGACGAUGGACAUCGCCAGCAAGCACAAUAUUUACCACGUGGGUGCAGGACAAUUUGAAUUAGCCGAACCCUCUAGAGGGUAUUCCGUAGAUGGUGUAGAAAUCACCGGUCGGAAGUUUGUCUCUGCCUUGAUUAACGGACGCGGAAGGUACAAGUCAAACAAAGCACCCCUGGCGAAGUUUACCGCGGAGGGAGGGCACAAGAUCCGCAUGAGGCUGAUCCACGCGGGGGGUGAUCACGUGUUCAAAGUUUCAAUCGACCAGCAUGCUUUGCGCGUGGUUGCGUCAGACGGCCAUGACAUCAACCCGCUGGCAGUGGACGCCAUCAUUGUGUCACCGGGGGAGAGAUUUGACUUUGAGAUUGACGCCGGAGCCUCUCCUGACUCGUACUGGAUCCGGGCAGAGACUCUCCGAGAGGGAAGCUGUGUGACGUGUACCUGGGACAGCAUCACAGUCACGCCUGAUGACAUCGUUGAAGAGACCAGAGCGGUGUUAGUCUACCAAAACUCCUCUUCGGAUCAAGAUCCAACGUCUGAACCUCGUAACUGUACUCCUGAAAACCCCUGCAUUUUUCUCAACUGCCCAUUUGGAGGGUAUCCGGAAGACCGUCAGAUAGUCUGCAUCAGUAUUGCCAACACCAGUAGUCCAACAUCAUCUAAGGACGACGCAGUUGAAGGUGGCGGUGUUGUGGAAUAUUUCCUGAACCUUGGGUUCCGUGUGGGCUCCAACAUCAACGGCCAUCGGUAUCUUCCGUCGACCGCCCCGCUUUACCAGUCCCCGAGCACCAACAUGAUCACCCCCUGUCCAACAGACUGCCAGGGCUGCAAAUGCACGCAUAUUUUGAACCUGCCCUUCAACAAGACCAUCCAGCUUGUUCUGGCAGGUUACAUUACUACAUCUACGGGAUUCCCAGCUCAUCACAACGUUCAUAUUCAUGGAUACACCUUCGAUGUUGUGGCCUCGGGUUAUCCUAGCUUCAACAGGACUACAGGGAUCUUCACGCACAGCAAUCCAGAUGUGGUGUGCAGCAAUGAGCUAUGCACUACCGUCAAAUGGCGCCAGGGGUCGCCUCCUAUCAAAGUGAAGAACGCACCACGAAAGGACACGGUCAUACUCCCAGCCCGCGGAUACACAGUUGUCCGAUUCAGGUCUGACAACCCAGGUUUCUGGUUCCUCCACUGUCACCAGUCCAUGCACCUGGCUGAGGGGAUGGCCAUGGUGCUGAACGUGGCGGGAGACCGUCACCCAGCGCCACCUAGCGGUUUUCCCAAGUGUGGUAACUUCAGCUGGAGUGAGGAGGACUAUGAGGCCGCCAUGUCAGGAGAUUGGCAAGCUAAUAAAAAGUACUGGGAUCAGCUGCUGGAGGCGCUGCUGCUACGGCAGGACUGA